Messenger RNA from Osmerus eperlanus (European smelt), 4410 nucleotides. RefSeq names its product par-3 family cell polarity regulator alpha, b (gene pard3ab). The record is from RefSeq and is a predicted model, not a curated record. Gene Ontology annotation, biological process: intracellular protein localization; establishment of centrosome localization; cell adhesion. Gene Ontology annotation, cellular component: adherens junction; apical plasma membrane; cell cortex. NCBI's taxonomy places the organism in Eukaryota, Metazoa, Chordata, Actinopteri, Osmeriformes, Osmeridae. Gene Ontology annotation, molecular function: phosphatidylinositol binding; protein binding.
CGCCUUUCCUGGCCAUGCACGCGUCCAGCCAAGGGAAGGGAACGUCGAAACAGAGGAAGAGGGACUGAACAGGUGGUCACAAAACAGAGCUAACCAUGUCGUCCCGCGAGGAAAGGUGAACGAUCUGUACGUCUGAUAUAUUUUAAGGACACGAAGCUGAAGAACCAAAGAAAAAAAUUAAUGUUCCUUCAGUCAUUCAAAGGGGUCCUUCAUCCUUGGGUUAACUCCGACUCUGUGGAAGAUAUCGGAUACUAAACCAUGAAAGUGACUGUGUGUUUUGGAAGGACUAGGGUGGUUGUACCGUGCGGAGAUGGGAAUAUUAAAGUGCAUACCCUUAUCCAGCAAGCUGUCAUGCGAUAUAAAAAGGCCAUUGCUAAGGAUGCAGGGUACUGGCUUCAGGUCCACAGGCUGGAGCACGGGGACGGGGGGAUCCUGGACCUGGACGACAUCCUCUCAGACGUGGCGGACGACAAAGACAGGCUGGUGGCGGUGUACGAGGAGCAGGACCCUCACCUUGGGGGGGAUGGCACCAGCUCCACAGGGACCCAGAGCCCGGACCUGUUCGCCAGCGAGUCCAACACCAGCGCCGUGUCGGCCUUCCACCCCUACCAGGCCGCCAGCGAGAUCGAGGUCACGCCGUCCGCCCUCCGCACCAACAUGCCCCUCCACGUGCGCCGUAGCAGCGACCCUGCCCUGCUGCUGACGGUGAACGGCCCCUUCUCCGAACCCCGGGGGGCCCAGCCAGAAGAACCGUCCCGGAGGAACCCCACGCGGUGGUCCACCACCGCCGGCUUCCUCAAGUCCCACCAUCACUCCACCGGCACCAACAGCCUGGAGAGAAAGGCUAAAGGUCUGGACACCUACCGCAGCCUUCCCAGGGACGCGGGGGGCUGGACCAAUCAGAGAGAGUUCCAGAGGGAGACUGCUCGGUCCUCGCUGAGCGCCAACCACCCCAUGGUGGACCGGUGGCUGGAGCGCCAGGAACAGGAGGAGGUGGAGGGGCGGGAAGAAGAGAACGGACGCAUCGAACCGAUUGGCCGAGCUGACUCCUGUGUAGACCACACCCCCGUGAGGUCACUAGAUGACCUGGUGAAGCUGGUGGAGGUGUCCAAUGACGGGGGGCUGGGGAUCCACGUAGUGCCUUCAGUGCCAGGGGACCGCAGGACUCUGGGGCUGCUGGUCAAGCGCCUGGAGCGGGGGGGCAAGGCUGAGCAGCUGGGCCUGUUCCACGAGAACGACUGCAUCGUCCGCAUCAACAACGGAGACCUGCGCAACAUCCGCUUCGAACAAGCCCAGAACAUGUUUCGCCAGGCCAUGCGUUCCCCCGUCAUCAUGUUCCACGUAGUCCCCUCCCCCAUGAAGAACCACUACGAGCAGCUGUCCCACACAGAGCACCCCCCACACCCCCCCUCUUCCUCAGGACACUUCAGCCCCGAGUCCCUGGCCAGCGAGCGGGCCGGGGGCACCCCCACCUCCAGCCUGGACCACACCCCCCAGAGGAUGUCCCGCCACGGGCCCCCCCUGACUCCCAAUGCCCACUCCCCCCCGCCGCCCUCCAUGGGCAAGCCACCCACAGGCCACGCCCCCUCGCCGCAGAAAAUCCUAAGCUCCGCCCCCACGGGAGGGUACGCGAAGAAGGUUGGGCGGAGGCUGAUCAUUCAGCUGAAGAAAGGUCCUGAGGGUCUGGGGUUCAGCAUCACGUCUCGUGACGUGCCCAUCGGAGGCUCCGCCCCCAUCUACGUGAAGAACAUCCUGCCCCGUGGGGCAGCCAUCCAAGAUGGCCGCCUCAAGGCUGGAGACCGUCUGCUAGAGGUGAACGGGGUGGACCUGACUGGGAGGACGCAGGAAGAGGCGGUGGCUCAGCUCCGGGCCACACCCAUGGGAGGGGCCGUGGGACUGGUCAUCCUGCGCCAGGAGGAGGCCUUCAUACCUCGUGAAGUGAACACAGAGCCUGUGAUGCAAAGCCCGGGAGAUUUGCAGGUGGAGGAGGACGAGCUGGUCCUGACCCCAGACGGGACCAGGGAGUUCCUGACCUUCGAGAUCCCCCUGAGUGACUCGGGCUCCGCGGGCCUGGGGGUCAGCGUCAAGGGCAACCGCUCCAAGGAGAACCAUGCCGACCUGGGCAUCUUCGUCAAGUCCAUCAUCAACGGAGGCGCUGCCUGCAAGGAUGGCAGGCUUAGGGUUAACGACCAGCUCAUCGCCAUCAACGGUGAGUCGUUGCUAGGGAAGACCAACCAGGAUGCCAUGGAGACGCUACGUAAGUCCAUGUCGACGGAGGGCAACAAGCGGGGCAUGAUCCAGCUGAUCAUCGCCAGGAGGGUCACGAAACGCCACGAGGACUCCCUGGGCGGUCCUCUGGGGCACCAGCAGACCCUGAACACGUCCCUGGACGACCACGAGCGGCGCAUCUCCCACUCCCUGUACGGGGGGAUUGAGGGCUUGGACGACAACCUGAUGCCCAGGCAGGGCCUGUUGGGCCGCAUGAUGGGAAACUACCAGCUCUCCCCGACCGUCAACAUGCCCCAGGACGACACGGUCAUCAUCGAGGACGAUAGGCCACCCCUACUUCCUGUCCACCUCUCUGACCAAUCGUCGACAAGUUCCCAUGACGACAUGGGCUUUGCUGCAGAUGUGACUCCGCCCUGGGCUAAAGAGACACCCAAUCAGAAUGAGAGUUCGGGGGUUCCAGACGAGAGCGACCCGGACGGUGCCUUUCAGAGGGAGGGCUUUGGCAGACAGAGCAUGUCGGAGAAACGCACCAAGCAGUUCGGAGACGCCAGCCAGCUGGAGGUCCUCAAGACACGCAAGUCCAAGAGCAUGGACCUAGUAGCCGACGAGAUUAACCUCUCCCCACGCACAGAGAACCACUCAGGCUCCUCGACCCGGGACGUGGGCCCGUCCCUGGGCCUGAAGAAGUCCAGCUCCCUGGAGAGUCUCCAGACCGCCGUGGCGGAGGUCACCCUGAACGGGGACAUGCUUUUCCACAGACCGCGUCCGCGCAUCAUCAGGGGCCGCGGAUGCAACGAGAGCUUCCGGGCGGCCAUCGACAAGUCGUACGACCGUCCGGCUCCGCCCGAGGAAGAGGACGAGGGCAUGGAGACGCUGGAGGAGGACACGGAGGAGAGUUCGCGGUCGGGGAGGGACUCCGUGUCGACCGUGGCGGACCUGACCCCGCUCCCCAACCCAGACAGACCGCGUAGUGAACCGCUGGUCAACGGGAACAACCGCACCAAAGACGACAAGAAGAAGGAGAAGGGAGGGAAGGAGAAGAAAGAGAGGGACAAAGACAAAGAGAAGGAGAAAGAAAAGAAUAAAGCCAAGAAAGGCAUGCUGAAGGGACUAGGGGAAAUGUUUAGGUUCGGCAAACACCGCAAAGACGACCGUCCAGGAGACAAGAUGGAGCGGAAGGGCUCCAGCAAGUGGAGGCCGGAGGAGACACAAGCGUCAGAGGAGGAGACCCUGAGGAUGAAGCUGGAGCAGGAGAGGAUCCAGGCCAAGACCAGGGAGCUGAGAGAGAGGCAGGCCCGGGAGAGGGACUAUGCCGAGAUCCUGGACGUGGCCCGGCCCGCGGGCCCCGACGAGGAGCACCCGUACGCGGGCAUCGGCCCCCUGGACACGUCCCUGGACGGGGGGCACAGCCAGCCUCACAGCCCCCGAGUGGAGCUCCACCAACACCACUACUCAGACUCUGUUUACACCCAAGUCAGCAAGGCACGCAACGGGCGCCCACCCUCGGCAGACAGUAACAGACUAGCCCCUAGCAACCACGAUCGGAUACAGAGGCUGAGGCAUGAGUUCCAGCAGGCCCAGCAAGACGACGACCCAGACGACCGCCGGAGGACGUAUAGCUUCGAGCAGCCCUGGCCCAACGCCAGCGCUGGUACGUACACACAGCCAGGACGCCACUCAGUGUCUGUGGAGGUGCAGAUGCAGAGACAGAGACAAGAGGAGAGAGACGCCUUCCAACAGGCCCAGAGACAGUACAGCUCACUGCCCCGACAACCCAGGAAGACCCCCAGCAGUGUCUCCCAGGACUCCUGGGACAAGGCCUACCCUCCCGGCGAGGUGUUCCUGACGGCCAAGGACAACCCUCGCUACUCCAGCUACCAGGGCUCCCGCAACGGCUACCCUGCCGCCGGCGGGGGGGUCAACGCCCGCGUGCUGCUGGAGGCACAGGAGCUGCUGAGGCAGGAGCAGAGGCGCCGGGAGCAGGAGGCCAAGGGGAAGCCGGCGCCCCCUGCGGAGCACGGGGGGAAGUACGACGUCUACUCGCCGCUCAGGGACCCGGCCUCGCCCAAGGGGCCGUACCGGCAGGACGUCCCCCCGUCUCCCUCCCAGCUGGCCAGGCUCAACAGGCUGGGCUCGGAGAAGGGGCGGCCCUUCUACUCCUGAGGGAAGGACUGUGGAGGA